This is a messenger RNA of Purpureocillium lilacinum, 3450 nucleotides long. RefSeq lists its product as uncharacterized. Gene Ontology annotation, cellular component: nucleus; cytoplasm. NCBI's taxonomy places the organism in Eukaryota, Fungi, Ascomycota, Sordariomycetes, Hypocreales, Ophiocordycipitaceae. Gene Ontology annotation, biological process: proteolysis; protein desumoylation. The record is from RefSeq and is a predicted model, not a curated record. Gene Ontology annotation, molecular function: SUMO-specific endopeptidase activity.
AUGGCCGCCGCAGUCGCCGCCGACCCAGACACCGAUGGGUCGCGCAGGAAGCGGGCCGCCGCCGGCGCAUCCCCGAUGAAUCAACCACCAUCGCCAACUCGUCAUCGCACUUUGCUUCAUGCCGCAUCCGCCGGCGACCCUCAAGCCCGCAGCCUCCGGCGCAGGAAAGCAACCGCCGCCCUGACCGACGAAGCACUCGACGCAAACCUGGACGGACACGCAGGCCCGCCGCCCAUUCACACGUCGCCACGAACGGAACACCGGGAGCCGAAGAGGGCUCGAGAGUCUCCCUGGGAAAGAUACCUUUCCGAUGCGAAGCAUUCAUACCCGGACUAUGGGUCUAAGGAGGAAAGGAUGACUUCAAAGCGGCUGGUAGUUCACGCCUUUGGCCUUACCGUAGAGGUCGUUGCUGAAACGUCACAGAGGAGCAUCAACGGUCAGUCGGGCCCGGUGAACACCCUCAAUCGCCAGACACACUACGAUUCCGUUCCCUGGGACGCCUCGCCCCCCAGCAAGCGACAGCGGCCAAAUGCCUCCGAUACCAUUCUAUCCUUCACGGGCAGGGGUUCCGGAUCAAGCGAUAGGCGAUCACAGGUCCACGUCGAGGAUCUGACCAAAUCGAGCUCACACGAUGGCCACGACGUAUGGAGCAUUUCGAGCGCUGGGAAGGUGCCCAGUACGGCUGCGGCUCUCCCCGAGUUUCGACAUGCGCAGACCUAUGGCAGAUCGUCCAAACCGCGCCAGCGCAAGAGUCGGCAAUCCCUCAGCCAGACAGGUCUGCAGGCCAAGGGACACGAUACCACGACACCCACCCACUUCGGCGACCGCUCCGACUUGGACAGCCCAGAUGUUUUGGCCAUUGAGGACCACCCUGCCCCUUCCCGGGUUGUUUCGGAUCUGCUGCUGUCUCGUAAGGCUGUGCGACCUCAUCAAGCCAUGGACCGCUCUGGCCCGGCCGUCAAGCGGGCAAACCCUGCAAAGGGGGUACUUGAAUCCAUUCAGAGUUCAGACGAGUCCCUAGAUGAUCUGAGCAACGAUAAGGAGCCCGUUCAGCUGCCCAGCAAGAAGCCAACAAAUUUUGAUGGCGUUGCCUCUACGUCAUCACAGAAACGAGUAUCAAGCAGGGGCGACAUCCAGCAAACGACGUUUCAAAGGCCACAACGAACCACAGCAGGUAGUCGGGCUGCCUUGCCGGACAUGACACUUAGGAGGGCAGCGUGCGGCAAGGCUUUCUACGACCCCGAAGGGCAAUCAGACCGUGUGGUACGCCUCGUUGAAGACGGAAAGGACGCACAAACCUUGGUGCCCGUGACCGACAACGGCAAACGUGCCGCACAGCCAUGGCUGGCCAUCAACAUGGCUACAGUGCAGAAGGUAUUCCACGCUUCGACUCACAGCUCCUGCGUCAUCGUCGAGCGCCCUGGGAACAAUAUUCACCCCGGCAAAGCGUUUCUGGAGUUCAAAAACCGAGAAGCCGCCAUGGCGUUCGUCAGGGCUGUACCCACUGACCGCACCAUUGAACGUGAAAUCGCGUACCUUGAGAGUGGUGUUCGCAACGCCCUUAAACAGGCGGAGGGGUACAGAGAAUCGUGCCCUCGAGACCAAGCAGAGUCUGCGACCAAGCACCAGCAAGCACCAUGGGCAUCCAAACCCGUCAGCACGGAAGACGGUGGAGGGGGUGCGACUUCAAGACCCAAAUCAGGCGCCGAACCACAAAGGUUGACACGGUCCAUGGGCCCUCCCAAUGCCCUCGACGACGUCGACAUGUCGACCCAGGGUACGACCCUCGGCACCCGCCGCACCAGACGGACCUCGCCCAAGCGAUUCUACAGGGAACCAACACCAGAGCGCUGGACGACCAACCAUCCAGAAUGGCGGGAGCGCUGGCAGCGAUCGCUCGUAUACCCAGCUACUGGGAAGAAUAGAGCAACGGUGGACGACGAAGACAUUCCAAGGCUGGAUGAGGGAGAGUUUCUCAACGACAAUCUCAUCAGCUUCUACAUCCGCUACCUCCAGGCUACGCUGGAACGAGAGUCGCCCCAGGUCCUCAAGAAGGUUCACAUCUUUAGCACCUUCUUCUUCGAGAAACUCCGCUCUACCAAGGGCAGGAUCAACUAUGAUGGCGUCAAGGCCUGGACCGCGAAAAUCGAUCUCUUCUCGUACGAUUACAUCGUCGUUCCUGUCAACGAGCACGCACAUUGGUACUUGGCAAUCAUUUGCAACGUACCAAAUGCUAUCCAAGGCGUGCCGGAGGAUGAUGACGUCGAGAUGAUUGACGAUCCCCGGAAGCCACACGACAAGGAUCCGCGAUCAACGCCUCCACCCUCUUCACGGACUCUCCAAUCCUCUCCCGGCGGGAAAAGGCUUGAUCCCAGACAGCCCAGAAUUGUGACUCUGGACUCGUUAGAGUCUCCACACUCCCCAACCUGCCGGGCUCUGAAGGAGUAUCUGAUAGAGGAAGCCAGGGACAAGAAAAACAUCGAACUGGCUGUGGUCCCAAGCGGCAUGUCCGCCAAAAAGAUUCCCUGUCAGAACAACUACUGCGAUUGCGGCGUGUAUGUUCUCGGAUAUCUGAAGGAAUUCUUGAAGGAUCCAGAUGAGGUAGCACGCAAGUUGCUUCAGAGAGAAGACCUCGACUGGGAUAUUCAACCGGCUCAAUUGCGAGAGAACGUCCGCAAGUUGCUGUUCGAUCUGCAAGAAGCGCAGAGCAAACGACUCGAGGAGGAAAAGCAAGAGAAACGCGCCGCUCUGCAAAAGAAGAAGGCUGCGAAGAAAGGACAACAAGAAGCUGACCAGCCUGACAAUCCCUCGGCUCUAAAGGCGUCACUGCCGGAAAGUUCGUCUGUCGAAAGCAUGGCGAGCAGAACUGCAAGUGCUGCUAGUGCAAAGAGCGGCCAGUCGGCAGGGAAGGAGCCCGAGACAGCCGGAUCGGCCGGCGACCGAACACCAGGCACAAGAGAAGCCAUCGAAGACGAGCCUGCUCUGAUCGGCAGGCUCAGUAGCAGAAGCACAAGCUCCAGCACUUCAUCGGCUUUUUACUCGGCUCAGGAGUCACCGGAUGGGAUGCCCCCGAGCGUGGCCAAGCUUCCAAAGACGACAGCAGUCGAAAAAGAGAAGAAGGCUCCUCCUACGAAUCACGAAACGAUCGAUAUCGAAGACGAUGUCCAGUUGAUACAGCCGCUGUCAAGCUCUUCAGACAGCAAGGAACAAGCUCAUGCAGCCCGCGAGCACCGGCUCAAACGAGCACGACAGCCUUCUAUUGAGCUGGCGAAGAAGCCAGCAAUGCAAACUUAUGGCGGAGCCUCACGAGGCAGGAAGCAGACAUCGGAGCUCUCAGCUUUCUUCAAUCGCCCGAUUUCCAAGCCCACAAAGGGCGGCUCAGCGACGGUGAGACGAGAGCGAUACAACGGCAUCGACCGAAACGCAGUGGAUCUCACAGACGACUCCUGA